AUGGAAAACAAAGCCCAGACUCCUUUCCGGCGUAUUGUAACCCACCACAAGAACGAGAAGUCCUCGAUCCUGAUAAAUGAGGAGCUUCAGUUCGAGGAUGGGUGGGGCAGCCAGGCCGUCACUAUAUGGAAAAACCAAGAGUAUCCCGCCGAGUACCAGGGCGAAAAACCCGACGCCGUGCCGAUCAUCUACACCCACGGAUCUUUAAUCCGCGCGGUCGAGUUUCCUCCGCAUUCUCAGGGACACAACCACAGAACAGCUUCUCUUGACUACGGGAUAGUCAUGGAGGAUAAGCCUGCUCGCAUCAUAUUCGUCCUCCUCCCAGGACAAAAGACAACCAAAGAUGGCGUGGAUGUUACGGAGAAGGGAGUGCCUGCCGAGCUGUUGCCCAAGAGAGGAUAG
Molecule: messenger RNA, 402 nt
Organism: Colletotrichum chrysophilum
Lineage: Eukaryota; Fungi; Ascomycota; Sordariomycetes; Glomerellales; Glomerellaceae
Exons: 2
Coding region: 1-402 (133 amino acids)
Source: RefSeq, a predicted model, not a curated record